AUUUCCGACAGCCUGUGAAGCUGAACCUUCUUCUCCCCUUCCCAGCACUCCUGGCUGCCCCGUUUCCUGAUCACCGCCCUCUAUCCCGUUUCCCCAGUUUCCUUUGUUGCCCAGGUUCUGAUUCUGGUAUCCUGGUUCCUGGCCCUGCCAGAGUUCUGGUUCCAGAAGGCCCUUGCCAGGUGCCUUGGGCCUAGCUCCCACCCGGGCGCAAGGCCACACUGAAGACAUGGGUAUGAGCAUCCCCCAGUACCUGGGGCAAAUGGACAUCCGAAAAGGUGUAGUGGGCUUGGCCACAGGUGCUGGGUUCAUCUACCUGCUCUACAAGGCCAUCAGGGCUGGUAUCAAAUGCCAACCGCCCCUCUACACUGCCUCACCCAUCUGCAUCGCCCGCCUGGCAGUCGAGCGAGAGCGGCACGGGCGGGACUCGGGUGAGCUCCGGAGGCUCCUCAACUCUUUGGAGCACAAACAGGAUGAGUACGCCAAGAGCAUGAUCCUGCACAGUAUCACGCGCUGUGUGUACUUGCUGGAGGCUGAGGCCUCUUCUUGUACUACUGAUGACAUCAGCUUGGUGGGCUCCAUGCUGGAUGACAAGGACAACAGUGUCAAAAUCCAAGCUCUGAACACACUUAAAGCUUUCUCUGGCAUCAGAAAAUUCAGGCUUAAAAUCCAGGAACACACCGUCAAGGUACUGGAACUGAUCUCCACCAUCUGGGAUUCGGAGCUGCAUGUUGCCAGCCUCAGACUCCUCAACAGCCUCCCACUGCCUGACUAUGUACAUCCACAGCUGCGACGGGUGAUGCCUGCCUUGAUGGAGAUCCUGCAGUCAGAAUAUAUCCUGGCACAGGUGCAAGCCAUACGAUUGCUGAGCUACCUAGCACAGAAGAAUGACCUUCUGUAUGAUAUUCUCAACUGCCAGGUGCACUCCAACUUCCUGAACCUGUUUCAGUCCACCCAGCCAGGGAGUCUGCUGUUCGAGGUACUGGUGUUUGCUGAGCGGCUAAGUGAGGGCCGGAAUUCACCCCACUACCGUGCCGUGAAGUGGCAUUACAAUGAACAAUCUCUUCAUGAAGCUCUCUUUGGGGAUGAGUCCCGACUGGCAGACCGGCUGCUCGCCCUGGUCAUCCACCCUGAGGAGGAGGUUCAGAUCCAGGCCUGCAGGGUCAUAGUCAGCCUGCAGUGCUCCCAGGAUGUGGGAGUCCGGCCCUCCUCCUGCCGGCCCAGUCAUUCCUACUUUAAUAGCGGGGAAUAAAAUUAAGGAGAGCCCAUAAAUGACUAUGGGAGAAAA
Molecule: messenger RNA, 1285 nt
Organism: Neomonachus schauinslandi (Hawaiian monk seal)
Lineage: Eukaryota; Metazoa; Chordata; Mammalia; Carnivora; Phocidae
Gene: ARMC12
Product: armadillo repeat containing 12
Exons: 6
Coding region: 227-1249 (340 amino acids)
Cellular component (GO): nucleus
Source: RefSeq, a predicted model, not a curated record